Molecule: messenger RNA, 1475 nt
Organism: Nasonia vitripennis (jewel wasp)
Lineage: Eukaryota; Metazoa; Arthropoda; Insecta; Hymenoptera; Pteromalidae
Product: ubiquinol-cytochrome c reductase, Rieske iron-sulfur polypeptide 1-like
Exons: 6
Coding region: 536-1246 (236 amino acids)
Biological process (GO): mitochondrial electron transport, ubiquinol to cytochrome c
Cellular component (GO): membrane
Molecular function (GO): quinol-cytochrome-c reductase activity; 2 iron, 2 sulfur cluster binding
Source: RefSeq, a predicted model, not a curated record
GAUGGUUAGGUUGGUUAGUAACACAUGUAAACAUGCGUGAAUUUCUGUGAAAAAAAAUUAACGACAGUGUUCAUAUUCUAUAAUAAAAAAACAAAGGGGUCUGCUAACUUUUGUACAACGAACCAUCCAAAACUUAUAAUAAAUUAUAUGUAUCAAAAACUGCCUCAUACAUUAGCAGGCAGAUAUACUGUAUAUUAAAACUGUUGUAAUAUAUUUGUAUAGCAAUUAAAAUUCCCGCCUAUGUUUAUGUAUACACGUAUUGUGCUGCGGUAUAUAGCUGGCUUGGCUUCUCUCCUUUUGCUUACAAUCAAAACUAGUCUAGCUCCGAUUCUCCUAGCACACGCAUCGGACAUAAAUAUAUUCUCUUUACCAGUAUACAAGAUCUAUAAAUUUAGUUGGAGGAACCUACGUGCAAAUGAAUUGGCAGCGGUUUUUUCCCUCUAAUAAUAACAUGUAUUUAAGUACAAGUAUAACUGUAUUAAAAAAAAACAACUCUUUGAUCACAUAUUUUUGGCCCCAAUGAGGAAGCUUGGAAAUGGACAGAAUAAAAUCAAGUUUUAUUAUUUAUAAUCUCCGCCUUGUUAUUAAAAGACUGUUUCCAAUAAUCGACCGUUUAAACGUACACAUUCCAUGCGUACAUAGUCGCAGCGUAUACCAUGGCGAUUAUCCUAAACCGGAGUUUGACGAACUGCGCAAAGAUUCGACGAAAAAUCCAUGUGUUAAAAACUCUGAAAGUGCCGACGAGAGAAAAGUUGCAGCCUACCUGCCUACGUUUGUUGCCGGUGUAGCCGGUCUCUACGCGUCAAAGGCUAUCAUACACCAGCAUUUGAUGACUAUGGCACCAUCUCGCGAUGUCUUAGCUGCAGCCAAGACAGAAGUGAACAUUGCAAAUAUUCCGGAAAACAAAGUUCAAAUAAUAAAGUGGCAAGGACGCCCUGUUUUUAUUUACCAUCGAAGUCAAGAACUGAUAGACCAGGAGCGUGCUAUGAACAUCGUAGAGCUGCGAGACCCAGAGGAAGACUCAGCUCGAUCGAAGCGUCCCGAAUGGAUGGUUCUGAUCGGUAUCUGCACACACCUAGGCUGCGUACCUAUCCCUAACGCCGGUGUCGUACCCGGUGGUUUCUUCUGCCCCUGUCACGGCUCGCAUUUCGACACCGCGGGUCGCGUCCGCAAGGGACCAGCACCAAAGAACCUCGUGGUGCCGCCGUAUCAAUUCACGGAUGAUCAAAAUUUGUUGAUUGGAUAGCAUGUCAGAUUAGAGAAUAAUAGAAGUGUUGAAUUCGCUGUCAGUAUAACAUUGGAAUCUUGUUUAUUUAUUUAAAAAUCAUACAUAGAAAAAUUGAUCAUUGCAUUUGUAAUUCGCUAUAGUUCCCAUCUACAAAUAUUAGGUUUUCUCUCAUCUAAAUAUCAUAUUUAUAGAAAAAUUGAUCAACGCAUUUACAAUUCACUGUAACUCCCAUUUACAAGCUUCAGAU